GCUGCCGCCUAUCAUAGGGCGGCAGCUUUUACUGAUGGUGUAACCAAAGGACGGCGACGUCAUCGCUGUCCCGCCCACACACGUCUGCCAGUGCCCAGCAGCGGAAGUGGCGGCGUUUCCUGGAGACCGGGGACAGCAGGCGGAGGUAUCGUAGACGAGGAUGAAUGUUGGGGUGGCACACAGCGAAGUGAACCCCAACACCAGGGUGUUGAACAGCCGAGGAAUAUGGUUGGCCUACAUAAUUCUAGUAGGUUUCCUUCACAUAAUCCUUUUGAGCUUUCCUUUCUUCAGUGUUCCUGUUGUCUGGACCCUGACUAAUGUCAUUCACAAUCUGGUAAUGUACCUUUUCCUGCACACUGUAAAGGGCACUCCAUUUGAGACACCUGACCAGGGUAAAGCACGGCUCCUCACGCACUGGGAGCAGAUGGACUAUGGUAUCCAGUUUACCUCUUCUCGCAAGUUUCUCACAAUAUCCCCAAUUGUUUUAUACCUCCUUGCCAGCUUUUACACCAAGUAUGAUGCAGUCCAUUUCCUUAUCAACACAUUGUCGCUGCUCAGUGUCCUGCUGCCAAAGCUUCCACAGUUUCAUGGUGUCAGGAUUUUUGGAAUAAACAAAUACUGAAUAGAGGACAAUUGUAGUAGUAUCUUCACACGCUGGCCAUCAGAUGAUGAAUCUACUGCAUGUCAGAACAUGUUGGGAAAGUUAAUACUCGUAAUGGUGCUGAAGAUAUCUGGCUAUAUAUUUUGAAAACCAAAAUGAGUGCUUGUGUAGAUAUCUUUUCUAAUGCAUUGCUCCAAGAUCCAUGCAGAUGGAUAAUCAAACUAUCAUAUACAAUGCUUAUUGCUGCAGCCAGUGUAGAAGUGACAUUCUGGAUACAACCAUUACAAGUUAAGAAGAAGAAAAAAAAAAACAUUUGCUUUGUUAUGGAUGUCUUGUUUGCUGACCAAAUAGAAAAAGGGGAAGAGUUCACACAUUACAUAUAGUAGCUGUGACUGUAUACUACAGUGAUAAAGGAAAAUCCUCUAUACAUACAUGAAGGUGUCCUACCCCCCCCCCCCCCCUUCCUUCAUAUUUAUCUUGUGUCUUUAGUCUGCCAUCCAUAGUCUGUGAUGCAAUGAUCUUCUUUUCUGUUCUUAAUCCAUAUCAGUUUUGAGGUUUCAUCAGUGUUCUUCACUGAAGCCCUCCGGUUUGUCUAAAUAUAUGAAAACUACAGAAUGGGGGGAAUAAACAUAAUAUAGCCUAGUAACAUGAAUUAGCUGCUAUGACUAUAAGUACAUUUGUCCCAAUAUAUAAACCCAUUUGAGUGGAGAUUGUUGUUGAGCUAAGUUUACUCAUAGAGACUGACCAGCCAUUUUAUGUUUGGAUGGAAAUGACUUGCUGUCCGAGUACUAGUAGUAGCUGAAUGUGGAAAACUGGGAAAGGACCACGUACCAGUGUAAUAGUAAGGGUAAAGGGAGGUUAUUUCUGGACAACCACUUUAAUGCUGCACACAUUGGAUCAGUGAUCCAUGCAUGAGCUCAUUCAUAUCAUUGAAUAGAAAUACACAUAUGGGCCAUGUAUUUUUAGUCUAAUUUACACAUGGUAUAAUCACAAACAAUCUCCUCAUUGUUUUUUUGUAUGCGUUUUGGCAGCAGUAAAUGACUGUUGCUACAUCAAGCACUUACAAGGAACUCAUUCCUCCUGAGCUUAGUGAUUGUUAUAUGUAAAAACACAAGUUUUGUCUUGUUUUUCUUCUGUGAAUUGCAUAGGAAAAUAAAUAUAACUGGCGCUCUGGAAAUGCAGUGACAUGUACUCUGCCCUCAUGCCUUCCUACAGCAAAAACAUUCUACAUGUAAUGUGGGCAGUAUUCAAAUACAUUCCCUGAUGUAAAGUAAACUUUAUUUCUGAUUAAAUUUGUUUAAUCUCCACUACAACUGACAGUGGAGCGAUUCAGUCUGUUAUGUGAUACACAGUAGCACUUAAUAGGUGGGCUAUGGAACCAUGUCUUUUCCAGUUACAACAAACUAUGGCAACUGAACGCCUGGCCUGUAGACUGAGGCAAACCACUGCUAUGCUCUUGUCUAUAUGUUUAAAAAAAAAAAAAGAUAGACUUUCAAUGGUCGCAGGCCAUGGAAUCACAUUUCUUGUAAGAAUUAUGAUGGACAUGGGCAACAAACAUGGGGCAGAUGUAUUAACCUGGAGAAGGUAUAAGAAAGUGAUAAACCAGUGAUAUGUGCAAGGUGAUAAAGGCACCAGCCAAUUAGCUCCAAUAUGUAAAUGAACAGUUAGGAUCUGAUUGGCUGGUGCCUUUUAUCACCUUGCCCAUAUCACUGGUUUAUCACUACCUUAUGCUUUCUCCAGGUUAAUACAUCUGCCUCAUGGUGUGCAAAUGCAACCUCACCACACUACUCCCUUUCUCAACUAGUGUGAUAUGAUCAUUUACAAUUACUAGCCAAGCCUAUACCUUCCUCUAUGCUCAUCUUUGCUGCAAUGUGGCAUUCUGCAUCGCGCUGUGACUAUUCACAGCUGACAAAAUCUCCAUUAAUUCCAUGCAGCAUGCCGCAUUGCAACAAAGAUGAGCAUGGCUGCAUUUGUACAUUCCUUUAAUGUUAAUGACUGUACAAAAGUUUGAGUUGUAGAAUAAAAUAGAUCAGCGCAUCCUGUAAUCCUGACACUGUAGUCUAUGCAUUUACUAUGCUAUCCAUGUAUGAUUAUCUACUUUACAGUAAUGCUUUAGAUAUUUUCUAUGACUUUACCAGCUCCUUUUGAACAAUAUGACUACAUGAUAGAGGGGGGUUGUUGAAAGAGAGAAUAUCGGAGUAUGAGAAAAGGGUGGCAAGUACAGACUAUAUCCCACAGGCUCCAUUGCAGACCAGUCUUUAUUUUUAUUCCUGCACUCGAACUUCUGAUAACCAGAGGUGUCCUGUUAAUGCAUUUAAAUAAGCACAGUCUACUCUAACAAGCUGUGUGCAACAAGUCCUGCAUUUAAUGUGUGUUGUGAAAGGAUGUUUAAUAUGCUGAUUUUAGUUUUGCACAGAGAAUGAGUGACAUAACUGCAGACCAAAGCUUUUACCUUUCCAGUGAUCAUAAUUCUGGAGCCUGAUCUCUGUGUGUGUAUAUAAUGUAUAUUUCAGAGAGAUACCAUAUGCAAAUAAAUUCAAAAUAAUACA
Pseudophryne corroboree (corroboree frog) is the source of this 3150-nucleotide messenger RNA. RefSeq names its product ORMDL sphingolipid biosynthesis regulator 2 (gene ORMDL2). NCBI's taxonomy places the organism in Eukaryota, Metazoa, Chordata, Amphibia, Anura, Myobatrachidae. Bases 161 to 622 code for a protein of 153 amino acids. Gene Ontology annotation, biological process: sphingolipid biosynthetic process; intracellular sphingolipid homeostasis; ceramide metabolic process. The record is from RefSeq and is a predicted model, not a curated record. Gene Ontology annotation, cellular component: endoplasmic reticulum membrane. The transcript has 4 exons.